UGACCGAUCGGGGGGCCGAAACAACACGAAGGACACCAAGGGGUGCUUUGGAACCACCAAUAAGCGUUGCGCAUUUCAAAACAAGCGCCCAAUUAUUAGGGAUUUUGAUUUUAUUAAUUGUCAAAAAUGUGAAAUGUGACUUUAUUGUGUAUAACCUGUUGGCAACCCAAACCGAACAAAAACCUGCAAUACCGACUGUGCUACCUGUCAAUGUCAGAUGUUGAAAGUGUCAAUAAAAAAAGUAAAUAGUGCGAAAAAAUUGUGGAAUGUUUUAAAAUGGUUGAGCCGAUUUUCGACUACCAAUUCCGCCUAAUUUUAAUAGGCGACAGUACAGUGGGGAAGAGUUCAUUGUUGAAAUACUUCACUGAUGGCAAAUUCGCUGAGUUGUCAGACCCCACAGUUGGGGUGGACUUUUUCGCACGACUUAUCGAGGUUAAGGACGGGACUAGAAUAAAAUUACAGCUUUGGGACACCGCUGGUCAAGAGAGAUUUCGCUCAAUCACAAAAUCGUAUUAUAGGAAUUCAGUAGGUGCUUUGUUAGUGUAUGAUAUUUGUAAUAGGGCUAGUUUCGAACAUAUACCGGUUUGGAUGUCGGAAGCUCGACGCCACAUUGAGCCCCACAGGCCUGUCUUUGCUCUAGUAGGUUGUAAGUUAGAUCUUGUUAAUAAUGGGGGCCAACGAGAGGUCUCCAAAGAGGAAGCCAAAGCGUUUGCCGAUCAACAUGGGAUUUUCAAUGUGGAGACGUCGGCGAAAAACGGGAUGAACGUUGAAGAGGCCUUCAGGUCGGUCACACAAGAAGUUUACAAUAGAAUACAAACCGGGGAAUAUAAGGUUGAGGAUGGCUGGGAUGGGAUUAAAACAGGGUUUGCGAGACCCAAUGGGCUAGAUUUUAAUUUAAUUGAGGCCGAACCUGCAAAGUCGUCUUGCUGUUAAAAUUUUAUUAUUAAACUUGUACAUAGAUUAUGUAUAAAUGACCUAAAACUAUAAUAGAUUUCACUUUUAUACUAGAGUAAUUCUGAAUUCACAAGAAUUUAAAGUUACUGUUCAUCACCAUUAGAAAGUUACUUGCGAAUUUAAUUAUACAGAAAUUUCAACAAAUUAACAAUUUAUUUAGUUCAUAGAUUUGUCUGAGUCAUACAGAAAACAUUUGGUGAAGGCAAAAUUUGAAACACCAAUUAAGUAAUGAAAAUGUUUUGUUGAUUUUCCAAAUGUUUUUCUACUUUUUGUGAUAAAAUGAUUCAGUAAGGAACUGUCUAGUCUGGGAAUGUUCAACUGAUUUUGAGGUUGUUUGUCCUUUUUUGUAUAAUGUAUUUAGCACUGCUAGAGUUGUAAGAACCUGAAGAUUAAACUGAUUACAUAUUAA
This is a messenger RNA of Tribolium madens (black flour beetle), 1363 nucleotides long. It is a transcript of the gene Rab39, whose product is annotated as ras-related protein Rab-39B. The record is from RefSeq and is a predicted model, not a curated record. The transcript is spliced from 3 exons. Gene Ontology annotation, cellular component: Golgi membrane. Lineage: Eukaryota; Metazoa; Arthropoda; Insecta; Coleoptera; Tenebrionidae. The coding region runs from base 277 to 933 and encodes 218 amino acids. Gene Ontology annotation, biological process: Rab protein signal transduction. Gene Ontology annotation, molecular function: GTPase activity; GTP binding.